AUUCACAAUCUUCUUCUACUGUUUGAUUCAGUUCAUUCGAUUUGGUUGAAUACCGUCCAGCGCCUCUGUUUGAUUCUGUUGCAGAGCAGCCCGUCCCGAUCGAUAGAAUGGACAUUAAUGCUGUUGAUUUCCUCAUUGGCCCCGGCCAGCGUUUAGGCGUCUCGUCGCCACUCCGGCGCUGGCGCAUUGCCUACCGCACGAUCUAUUCCUGCCGCGCUAUGUGCUCCCUCGUCGCCAAGAAGUUCGCCGUCAUCCACCGCAGCAGCUCGUACGUCGCCAUUGAUGUCGAAGGCGGUGACUCGGCACCGUUGGCUUUUUCGAAAAUCACGGAUGAUGGUAAUCUCAGGGAGCUCGUCAAGGAACGGCGCCUUGAAGAUCUCCGCCGCCUCGGUGGAUCUGCCGGUCUCGUCCGCAUCCUCGGCUCUAACGCCGAGGCAGGGAUACACGGCGGCGCCGCCAACCUCAGCUCUCGGAGGGCGGCGUUCGGAUCCAACACUUACCCUAGGCCGAAGCCCAAGGGCUUCUUCCACUUCGUGUUGGAGGCGAUCAACGACCUGUUCAUCAUUAUCCUCAUGGUGUGUGCGGCCGUCUCCCUCGCCUUCGGUAUCAAGGAGCACGGCAUUAAAGAGGGGUGGUACGACGGUGCCAGCAUCUUCCUCGCCGUCUUCCUCGUCUCGGCUGUCUCUGCCGUCAGCAACUUCCGCCAGAUGAAGCGUUUCGACAAGCUGUCUGCGGAGUGCGAUAACAUCACCGCCAGCAUCGUCCGCGAUGGACGCCGGCAAUCUGUUUCCAUAUUCGACAUCGUGGUCGGCGACGUAGUCCUGCUAAACAUUGGCGACCAAGUCCCGGCCGAUGGAGUCUUCCUGCAGGGGUACUCUGUGCAGGUGGACGAGUCGAGCAUGACAGGCGAGAGCCACCCGGUUGACAUCGACGCCGUCAAGAACCCUUUCCUCACUUCCGGCGUGAAGGUCAUAGAUGGCUACGCCUCAAUGCUCGUCACGGCCGUCGGCACCGACACGAUGUGGGGCGAGAUGAUGGGCUCCAUUACCCGCGAGACGACAGAGCCGACGCCGCUGCAGGAGCGGCUUCAGAGGCUGACAUCAAGCAUAGGAAAGAUAGGCAUCGCCGUCGCCACUCUGGUCUUCGCCGUGCUCGUGGUCCGCUACUUCACCGGAAGCACCGAGGGCAACGAUGGACGGCCCAAGUUUGACAAGCACAACACCAACGCCUCCGACAUCAUCAGCGGCCUCGUCAACAUUUUCCAGGACGCCGUCACCAUCAUCGUCGUCGCCAUCCCCGAAGGCUUGCCGCUAGCCGUCACUCUGACGCUGGCUUUCUCCAUGAAGAGAAUGAUGAAGGACAACGCCAUGGUCCGGCGGCUCUCGGCUUGCGAGACCAUGGGCUCAGUGACCACCAUCUGCACCGAUAAAACAGGGACCUUAACGCUGAACCAGAUGAAGGUCACCCAAUUCUGGAUAGGAAAGGACCAAUGUCCGCCGGCGACCUCGAUUGCACCGGGAAUUCUGGCGUUGCUACACCAAGCCGUCGGAUUGAACACCACCGGCAGCGUCUACCGGCCUAACGUGGCGGCGGAGGCAGAGAUCACCGGUAGCCCCACGGAGAAGGCUCUGCUUUCGUGGUCAAUUUCGGAUCUCGGAAUGUGCGUCGACGAAAUGAAGAAGAAGUGCGCCGUCAUCCGUGUCGAAGCCUUCAAUUCGGAGAAGAAGCGGAGUGGAAUUAUGGUGGAAGAGAAAGCCAGCGGAGCCACCAUCACGCACUGGAAAGGAGCCGCCGAGAUGCUUCUGGUUCGAUGCUCUCAUUACGCCGACGGGAACGGGAGCGUUAAGCUUAUAGAUUCCGAGACAAAAUCCAAGCUCGAAGCGAUCGUCCACGACAUGGCUGCCUCCAGUCUCCGCUGCAUUGCCUUCGCCUACAAGAACACCGCCGGAGCAGAGGACUCCGAGGUCAACCACGGCGAGGAGCCAAGGCUCGAUGACACUGAGCUCACCUUGCUGGGGCUCGUCGGGCUAAAAGAUCCGUGUCGCCCGGAGGUAGCGCGCGCCAUCGAUGCUUGCAGAAGUGCCGGAGUUGGAGUGAAGAUGAUCACCGGGGACAACGUGUUCACUGCCAGAGCCAUCGCCGUCGAGUGCGGGAUAAUCAAACCAGAAGACUUGGACGCUUUGGUCGUGGAAGGGCAGGAGUUCAGGAACUACUCGCCUGAGGAGCGCAUGAAGAAGGUGGACCGGAUCCGGGUCAUGGCGAGGUCGUCCCCUUUCGACAAGCUGCUAAUGGUGCAGUGCCUGAAGCAGAAGGGGCAAGUGGUGGCGGUCACCGGCGACGGAACGAACGACGCGCCGGCGCUGAAGGAGGCCGAUGUGGGGCUAGCGAUGGGUAUCCAGGGCACGGAAGUCGCCAAGGAGAGCUCCGACAUCGUGAUCAUGGACGACAACUUCGAUACGGUGGUGACGGUCAUGCGAUGGGGGCGGUGCGUCUACAACAACAUCCAGAAGUUCCUACAAUUCCAGCUCACGGUGAACGUCGCGGCCCUGGUGAUCAACUUCGUGUCCGCGGUGGCCACCGGCGCCGUGCCGCUGACGACUGUGCAGCUCUUGUGGGUCAACCUGAUCAUGGACACGAUGGGGGCACUGGCUCUGGCCACCGACACACCCACCAAGGAGCUGAUGGAAAAGCCGCCAGUCGGCCGGACGGCGCCGCUGAUCACCGGAGUCAUGUGGCGCAACCUGACGGCGCAGGCUCUAUUCCAGGUGACAGUGUUGCUGCUUUUCCGUUUCCGAGGGGAAUCGCUGCUGGGUCUAACCGAAGCGGAGAACAACACGAUGAUCUUCAACACCUUCGUGCUCUGUCAAGUCUUCAACGAGUUCAACGCGAGGAAGCUGGAGAAGAAGAACGUGUUCCAGGGGAUGCACCGGAACAAGCUGUUCUUGGGGAUCGUGGCGGCGACGGUGGUGCUGCAGGUGCUGAUGGUAGAGUUCCUGAGGAAGUUCGCCGACACGGUGAGGUUGGGAUGGGGGCAGUGGGGGAUCUGCGUCGGCAUCGCGGUGGUCUCGUGGCCGAUUGGGUGGCUCGUGAAGUUUCUGCCGGUGGCUGAAAAUCCAUGGCGCCAACUCUGGACCUUCGUCAAAGGUUGAGAUGGCCGACAAUCUGUGUGUUACUUAUUAGAACAGCUCAUAAUUUUUCCCUUCGAUUCUCAGAAGAAUUCUUUCAUUUAAUAUAAAAUUUUAUGACAU
Molecule: messenger RNA, 3248 nt
Organism: Zingiber officinale
Lineage: Eukaryota; Viridiplantae; Streptophyta; Magnoliopsida; Zingiberales; Zingiberaceae
Product: calcium-transporting ATPase 7, plasma membrane-type-like
Exons: 1
Coding region: 108-3149 (1013 amino acids)
Biological process (GO): calcium ion transmembrane transport
Cellular component (GO): membrane; intracellular membrane-bounded organelle
Molecular function (GO): P-type calcium transporter activity; ATP binding; ATP hydrolysis activity
Source: RefSeq, a predicted model, not a curated record